This is a messenger RNA of Amoebophrya sp. A120, 950 nucleotides long. Lineage: Eukaryota; Dinophyceae; Syndiniales; Amoebophryaceae. The record is from the annotation of a GenBank genome assembly.
CUCGGCGAUCCUCCUGCCGCUAAGCUCUUAGUUCCGCCAUCGAUCAAGGUGGGCGCGAGUAAACCAAAACACUAACACGCUAAACACACAGACAUCAACGAAACGCAGUCGAUCCGUUAGUCGAUCCAUUUAGCAGAAGCUAGAUCCUAAUGUGUCCAAACCAAAAGUAACAACGUCUGAUCUAAAAAUGAUCUCAGGUACCGACCGACCGGGAGACGUGGAGGUUGUUGAAGGGGAAGACGGAACAAGGGAGAGCCGACGAGUACAGGAGAAAUUGUCACCGACGGCGGGAGCAGCUGCUGCCGCAACCUCAUCUAGCAGCACCAAAGUCGAUUUACUGCACCACAAACCCUCCCUAUCCCGCGGUUUGAGCGACGCCGCUUCUUCCUCAAAAUUGUCCGCCCACAGCAAGGACUCAACCGUGCAUCACCACUCACGGGGUUCAAUCGUGCCGCGCAACCGCCCGGUCGGCACGACGGGGGUGAAACGGGUCGGCACUCGAGACCUUCACGGUGAGGGGGAGGAUGCUCCUGGUACCAGUGAGGAGAGCGUCGAAGAAUCCGCGUCGUCAAGUGCCAGAAGCGGGUCCGCGGUGGAAGUGCAAAACGAAAUUUCGUCCUCUUCGAAAGGAAGCAGAAGCGGAAGUGCUGGUAAGACGACCUCGUCCGAAGAAGAAAGUAGGUCCAGGGGUUCGCAAAGUUUGCAAGACCAACGGGCCAACACGCAGGAGCACUUGGAGCUGCAGGAAGAGCUGCUGGGCCUGUCGACAACACACUCCACGAUCCAGCUGCCGCCUGCGGAUUUGUGAGCGUGAGUGGGGCCGUAUAGUCGUGGAAGAACAAGAAGUUGUAGGAGAGAUGCAAUUCCUAAUCGCAAGUGUUUCUGUUUUCCAGGUCAUCAAUAGUAAACGAGAACACAACGAGGUUUUAACUCGCUCAAAUUUUUUUUGA